CCAAGUUGAAAGAUAAGGUGGUGGAGGAAUCAAUCCAUAGGAAGAUGAUCUCUAUUGGAUUUCUUCCUUUGCUUUUUCUCUUCUUCGUUAUUGCAUUCCUCAGGCUAACAUCCAAACGACACAAAAACCUCCCACCUGGGCCUCAGCCAUGGCCAAUCCUAGGCAACCUUCUACAGCUUGGAAACAAUCCACAUGUUACAUCGACCCACUUGGCCCGAAUCUACGGCCCACUAAUCUCAUUCUGGCUGGGAGCCAAGCUCCUCAUCGUGGCAUCCUCCCCGUCGGCUGCUGCCGACGUUCUCAAGACCCAAGACCGCCUUCUCUCUGCCCGUGACAUCCCGCACACGUACCGCAUCAAGGAUUACAUCUCAUUCUCCCUGGGGUUCGCAUCCCAGUGCAACGAGAGGUGGAAGGCGCUGCGGACCAUCUGCAAGAACGAGCUCUUCACGACGAGGAUGUUGGAUGUUCAGACCCAUUUGAGAGAGAAGAAAGUGUCGGAGGUGAUUGGGUUUAUAUUCAGUAAAGAAGGAGAGGAGGUGAAGAUCGGCGAAAUGGCAUUCGCUGCAGUUUUCAACACCAUCGGCAAUGUUAUUUUCUCAAGAGAUGUUCUACAGCUGGGGGAUGAUAGUAAGAAUGUUGCUUCUGGGCUGAAGCAUGAAUUUUCGAGAAUUCUCCAACUGGGGCUGGCGCCGAAUCUGGCAUAUUUCUAUCCAGUGCUCAGUUCCUUGGAUAUUCAGGGACAGAAUCAGGAGGCGACGGUGUUCAACAAAAUGAUAUUUGAUAUAUGGGAUGAGUUCAUUCAAGAAAGGCGAGCGGCAGACUAUGAUGAUGGUGAUGUGAAGAGUGACUUCUUGGAUGUUUUGCUAUGUGCUGGAUACGAAGAUCUCCAGAUUAAGGCCUUGAUUUCGGACAUGUUCAUUGCAGGGACCGAUACCACCACCACACUGAUUGAGUGGACCAUGUCGGAGCUGGCUAGAAAUCCCAAAGCGAUGAGAAGAAUCCACGAUGAAUUGCAAAUGGUCGUUGGUGCCGAGAAUGUGGUGAAAGAGUCCCAUCUCAAUCACCUCAUCUAUCUCCAUGCAUGCAUUAAGGAGUCUCUUCGAUUGCACCCACCGGUCCGCUUCUACUCCCACGGCAAGCCCUCGACACAUGCGAUGUCAUGAAUUACACCAUCCCAAAGGACCGUAGAGUGAUGGUGAACGUAUGAGCCAUUGGAAGAGACCCUGGAAUUUGGAAAGGCCCGCUGACAUUUUCGCCAGAGCGGUUUCUGGAGACUAGUGUGGAUUACAAAGGGAAUCAUUUUGAGUUCAUGCCAUUUGGUGCUGGAAGGAGAAUCUGCCCUGGUUUACCGUUGGCUACCCGUAUCGUCCAGCUGAUUCUCACUUCCUUUAUUCACACAUUCCACUGGUCUCUUCCACAUGAAAUGCAGCCUGAUGAUCUGAAUAUGGACGAGAAGUUCGGCUUAAUGCUCGAGAGAAAACAUCCGCUAGUGCUCGUCCCCAAAUCAGUGGUUUAGAUAGCUAUCAAAUGCAUUUAUUUGAAUAAUCCUAUUGCCUUUUGUAUGAUAACAGGUGCAACCAUUUCGGUUUCCUGUUCUGUUGGCUGUCAUUGUGGGGACUGGUCCAUUGCGCUUUUCGGCCCUAACCAUUUGGCCUGAUUUUACCUUUCUUCCGAUCAAUAUUUAGAAAAUGGAUCACACCGCAAAAAAAGUGCGGGGAUUGAACUACUACUGUUGAAAUCUUCCUAGAGUCUACUGUCGGUUUAUUUUUCA
Molecule: messenger RNA, 1771 nt
Organism: Magnolia sinica
Lineage: Eukaryota; Viridiplantae; Streptophyta; Magnoliopsida; Magnoliales; Magnoliaceae
Product: (S)-N-methylcoclaurine 3'-hydroxylase isozyme 1-like
Exons: 2
Coding region: 45-1163 (372 amino acids)
Molecular function (GO): iron ion binding; oxidoreductase activity, acting on paired donors, with incorporation or reduction of molecular oxygen; heme binding
Source: RefSeq, a predicted model, not a curated record